AGUGUCAUCGAGUACAUAAUACGCGGAACCUUGUGGUCAAGAAGUUCGCGCCCUUCCGUCGCACGAACGUAUCGUCUGAGGUAACGAGGCAUCAGUUCGGUAGCUAAGAUAGACUUGCAUAUGUAUAUACCAGGAUUGGUAGUGGGAGAAAGAGUCUGCAUAUGAUACAUACUGCGAGGCUAAGAAAACAGGAAAAGAGGUAGAAUACAAAGUUGGACAAGAAAGACGGCUGUGAUGUCCACACGUCUCGUGCAAUGUAGCAGUAGCAAUUUUCGCGGGAAUAGACGCGAUCAUGUGACCAGCAAAGUUAAGAAUAGUUAUUUACUAACGUUAAUUUCAUUGUGAAAAACGACUGGAUAUCGCGGUUCCCUUUCGGCUAUAAAACUUCUACACGCAAAGUUGGAAAAUAUGACAAGAACUAACGAGGUAUUGAUAGACACCGAUAAGCAGACACCCGAUGUGUACAAUGCGGUGACAUCGUACGGGGUAACAACUGAAGAGAAACCUAACGAGACCAGCAAAACACAAUGGCGGCAGUGGCUAGCAUGUAUUUCCGCAACCCUUUCCAUGGUGGCCGUCGGUACGGUGUACGGAUGGACAACAACCUCCCUCUCACGACUGACAUCCGGAGACAGCGGGAUGCCGUUCAAGUUAACAGACGCCGAAGGUUCAUGGAUGGUCUCUUUGACAGUAAUCGGUUCCAUGAUCGGUCCAUUUUUGGGAGCCUGUUUGGCCGACAGGUUUGGUCGCAAACGUUGUCUCAUGUUAUCCAGCGUAUUUUUUAUCAUCGGCUGGCUUACGGUGUUGCUAGCAGGCACCGUAACAUCGUUGUACGUUGCUCGAGUGAUCCUCGGCAUAGGCGUUGGCAUUUCCUACACAACCAAUCCAAUGUACGUUUCCGAAGUGGCGGAUAUCAAUAUCAGAGGCGCGUUAGGUACUCUAAUAGCCGUGAACGUGUUCACCGGGUCGUUGUUGACCUGUAGCAUAGGUCCUUGGGUAUCUUACAAAACGUUAGCAACGGUUCUACUAGUGAUACCUGUGUUAUUCGUAUUGUCGUUCAUAUGGUUCCCCGAAACACCGCAUUUCUUGGCGUCCAGAGGCUACAGAACCGAAGCUUGCAAAUCUCUGGCAUUUUUCAAAGGUAUCUCCGACCCGAACGAAGUGAAAAAAGAGCUGAAUAUCAUUCUACGCGGGAUAUCUAGGAGCGAUUCGUACAAGACUCACGUGGCGGUGAGUUCGAGCCAAAAUAUAGAGAUAAUCAAGCACACUUGGCCAGCCAAGCUUCGUAUGUUACUUCUGCCGAACAACGCGAAAGCUUUGUGCAUCGUUAUCGGGUUAAUUACGGCGCAGCAACUUAGCGGAAAUUUCAGUACUAUGCAGUAUUUGGUGGUGUUGUUCAAGAAAGCAGCGGUUGGUAUAGAUUCGAACGUAGCGACGAUUCUCGUUUUGGUCGUUGGACUUAUAUCGGGAGCUUUGGCUACGGCAACGGUCGAAGGUGCUGGAAGACGACCGCUUUUGAUGAUCUCUACGUUCGGAUCGUUCGUCACUUUGGCCAUUUUGGCGAUCUAUUUGAUGCUGGAUAACAGAGGGAUCGAUGUUUCCGCGGUGAAUCUUCUUCCUGUCGUCGACGUGAUCAUCUUCCAAGUGACCUUUCAAAUUGGUUUAGGCACUCUACCAAACGCGCUGAUAGGUGAAUUGUUCCCGACGGAAGUGAAAGGCGCCGCUGGCGCUAUAGCUACCGUUUUCGACGGUAUACUAGGUUUCGCCGUGUCGAAGCUGUAUCAAGUUAUCGGCGACAGUCUCGGCUCGUACACGGUUUAUUACUUCUUCUCUGUAUCUUGCUCUCUGGCGUUUCUCAUGGUGUUGCUGUUCGUGCCGGAAACGAAAGGCAGAACCUAUCGCGAGAUUCAAGCGCUCUUAGCUGGUGAGAAAUUAAGUUCCUCGGGUGGGAGAGAGAAAAGCGACGAAAGCGAUUUGGUAUGACACGGGGGAACGCACCGUGCACGGUGCUUAUUUUUGUGCAAUUUUAUGUCUCUUCUUGGUGUUCGAAGUACUGUAAGUGUUGGCUUAGCUGUAAGAAGUUUUGUUCAUUUUAUCGAGGCACUUGAUCCUUACGACGGCGUCAUUUUACGCGUUUAUUUGUUUAGAGAGAAUUGUAAUAAAGGCGACGGUCACUUACUAGCGUAUGUAUCUUAUAACUUGUCCUGCGUUAAGCAUGACGGAAUAAAGAUUUUAGAAGGAAAUUUCUGUAUUUUUCAAACAAACACAAGCACACCAGUUUAAUGUACGAUUACUUCGUUUAUUUGGUAGGAAUUGAAGUUUGUAGCUUUUAUAUCGAAGACACUGUGAAUUGCAACGUAGGGCAGUAAGAAUUUAAUUAACGUGCAAGCUUAAAGGAC
Messenger RNA from Habropoda laboriosa, 2399 nucleotides. RefSeq names its product facilitated trehalose transporter Tret1-like. Gene Ontology annotation, molecular function: transmembrane transporter activity. The record is from RefSeq and is a predicted model, not a curated record. Lineage: Eukaryota; Metazoa; Arthropoda; Insecta; Hymenoptera; Apidae. The coding region runs from base 409 to 1983 and encodes 524 amino acids. Gene Ontology annotation, cellular component: membrane. Gene Ontology annotation, biological process: transmembrane transport. The transcript has 3 exons.